Messenger RNA from Manis pentadactyla (Chinese pangolin), 3157 nucleotides. It is a transcript of the gene OTOP3, whose product is annotated as otopetrin 3. Gene Ontology annotation, molecular function: proton channel activity. Bases 852 to 2588 code for a protein of 578 amino acids. The transcript has 7 exons. Gene Ontology annotation, cellular component: membrane. Gene Ontology annotation, biological process: proton transmembrane transport. NCBI's taxonomy places the organism in Eukaryota, Metazoa, Chordata, Mammalia, Pholidota, Manidae. The record is from RefSeq and is a predicted model, not a curated record.
GAGAGACUGAGGAACUGCCACAGAGCAGAGGGAUUGAAAGAGAAGCCUCCGCAGCUAGAAGAGGAGGAAGAAUCGGUGGCCAACCACAGUCAGGUGAAGGGGGGACAGGCUAGAGUGGGGGCUAGAGUGGGGGCAGAUGGCAUUUUGUGGGAGCGUGUGGGAGCAUUGGCACCUGGAGGACAGGGGACUUCAGAGGAAAAUGUGCCUAGAUGCUGACAGCAGAGUAGGGAUGAGGGUUCUCUGAGGCUGCAGGAGGAGUGAUGGAGGCCAGGCAGACCUCCCACCCCUCCCACUUUCUGCCCUGUAACAAUGGGGCCUCCACGCUCACGUUUGACUUAGUGGAGAGAGGCUGCUGGGCCAUGUGAGGUGGCAGGUUGCUGGGAGGCCUUGCCCCACCCUCGUGCCAGGUGGGGUACAGGAAAAGGAGAGGCAGACCUGCGGGGGGCGGGGGAGGGUUCCAGUCUUUGCUUGGCAGGCGGAGGAAAGUGUGGCCGAACCCCGCAAGGCCUGUACUGUGGCCCAAGGACAUUGCACGCACUCCACCCAGGAGGAGGUCCUGCCCGCAGGUCCCCAGACCAUGCUGCCCGGGCCUGUCCCGCCUCCAGCUCCGCCCGCCGGUCCAGCCGCCUAGCUAUUGGCUGCAAGGCCGGGGCCGGAACCCCCGGUGGGGUAAUUAAGGAAGGAUUAAUGAGAUCCCCAAAGUCAACAGAAAAAUCGAUGGGCCGCGGAGCCCGAGCGGCUGCUGCGCAGUCCCACCAGGCGGGGGACGUCGGGGGCAUCCUUCGGGGCUCAGGGGCCUCACCUGGACGGACGAUCGGCCCUGCGCCCGCAGUCGGUGGCCACCAGCGGCGAUGCCCACGCAGGCCUCAGCCCCUUCUGAGAUUCCACCCAUGGCCUCUCCAGAAGCCCAGGAGAUUGGAGCAGCCCUGGCCAUGGAGAACCAAGUGGAUCUGGGGGCCGAGGAGACAGGGGCCCCCACCUUACCUCACCAGCAGUCCUGGCUGGUGCGACAUUUCGCACUGCUGCUGCGGAGGGACCGACAGGCCCAGAAGGCGGGGCAGCUCUUCUCAGGACUCCUGGCCCUCAAUGUAGUGUUCCUGGGCAGCGCCUUCAUCUGUAGCAUGAUUUUCAACAACGUGGCCAUCACACUGGGCGACGUGUGGAUCCUGCUGGCCGUGCUGAAGGCCCUGUCCCUCCUCUGGCUCCUCUACUACACCGCCAGCACCACCCGCCAACCACACCCGGUGCUCCACCAGGACUCUCACGCGGGACCCAUUUGGGUGCGGGGCUCCCUGGUGCUGUUCGGCAGCUGCACCAUCUGCCUCAACAUCUUCCGAGUGGGCUAUGACAUCAGCCACAUUCACUGCAAGUCAAAACUGGAGCUCAUCUUCCCUGUCAUUGAGAUCAUCUUCAUCGGCAUCCAGACCUGGGUGCUCUGGAAACACUCUAAGGACUGUGUUCAGGUCCAGACCAACUUCACUAGGUGUGGCCUGAUGCUGACGCUGGCCACAGACCUGCUGCUGUGGGUUCUGGCCGUCACCAAUGACUCCAUGCACCGCGAGAUCGAGGCUGAGCUCAGUGCCCUCAUGGAAAAACUCUCAGGCAAUGACACCAACACCUGCCUGUGCCUCAAUGCCACAGUAUGUGAGGUCUUCCAGAAGGGCUACCUGAUGCUCUACCCCUUCAGCACCGAGUACUGCCUCAUCUGCUGUGCCAUGCUCUUCGUCAUGUGGAAGAACGUAGGCCGUCGCCUGACGCACCGCGCAGGCACCCACCACAGCACCCCGCCCUUCCACCUGCAUGGGGCCAUCUUUGGGCCACUGCUGGGUUUACUGGUGCUGGUGGCAGGCAUGUGCAUCUUUGUGCUCUUCCAGAUCGAAGCCAGUGGCCCUGCCAUCGCGCAUGAGUACUUCACCCUCUACUAUGCCUUCUAUGUAGCCGUGCUGCCCACCAUGAGCCUGGCAUGCCUAGCAGGCACGGUCAUCCACGGGCUGGAGGAGCGCGAGCUGGACAGGCUUAAGAACCCCACCCGCAGCCUGGACGUGGUGCUGCUGAUGGGCGCUGCGCUGGGCCAGAUGGGCAUUGCCUACUUCUCCAUUGUGGCCAUUGUGGCCACCCGCCCCCAGGAACUGCUCAACUGCCUCAUCCUGGCCUACUCGCUGCUGCUCAUUGUGCAGCACAUCGCCCAGAACCUCUUCAUAGUCGAGGGCCUGCACCGGCGCCCACUCUGGGAGGCUGCUCCCGAGGGGCCAGCAGGGAAGCGGGAGGGUGAGCCACCCCGCCGGGGCUCCCUGCUGGAGCUCAGCCAGGGCCUGCAGCGGGCCUCGCUAGCCUACAUGCACUCCUACAGCCACCUCAACUGGAAGCGGCGGGCGCUCAAGGAGAUCUCACUCUUCCUCAUCCUCUGCAAUAUCACACUAUGGAUGAUGCCUGCGUUUGGCAUACACCCCGAGUUUGAGAACGGGCUGGAAAAGGAUUUCUAUGGCUACCGGACGUGGUUCACCAUCGUAAACUUUGGCCUGCCUCUGGGGGUCUUCUACCGCAUGCACUCUGUGGGGGGCCUGGUGGAAGUCUACUUAGGGGCCUGAGACUUCCCAAGGAACCCAAACCUGGCAGAACCCCAAAGUGCCAAGGAUAGGGAGAAGGUAACCCAGAGCCUGUAAGCAGAUGCUCCGAUCUGGGGGGCCUGGACCAGCCUGGGUUCCCAAAGCCUGCCCCUCCCCAGAGUCCCACUGACGUGGGGAAGGCACUGUCUGCAGCCCAAGACCAAGGGCAGGGUCUGGACGCUGAGCUUCUGAUGUGCCCACAUCUAGGAUUGGGCACAUGCCUGCCUCUGCUCACCACCACAAUCAGUACAGCCCAAGGCAUGCCCCAGGAAGCCCCACAGCUUUUCUCUGGGAGGGUUAGCCCUAAAUGACUGAGUCUGGGGAGUUUGGAGAGGGGAACCCCUACCCAGCCGGGCCCCAGAGGUCUGCCUCUGCCGUAGGAAGAGUACAUGGUCCAAGCUCAGCCCAGGGCACCCUGGAGCUUCACAGCUUCUCGGUGGCCCUUCCCUCUCCCCACCCACCCUGUCUCCUAAUGAGGUCAUUAAUUAACUGCCAGGCAGGGUUCAACAGCUCUCUCCUGCUGCCAUAAACCCUGUUUGUUUGAUCAAUUA